AUGACCAGUAGGAUGGGGGAAAGAACAGGCGAUUCCUCGUCGCCGUCGCCUCCUCACGUCCAUCUAUUCUCGUGGGAAAAAGGAUGGCAGACGGCCCAGCUUCAAGGAUUUAUGCUGUCCAUGGACUUCCUCCCGUGGACGCUGGUGGUCGUGUACGUCCUUGUCGUCCACUCCUUGAGGGCGUACAUGAGGACCCGGAAGCCCAUGGACCUCAGGCCCGUCCUCGUCCUUUGGAAUCUCGUGUUGGUCGCUUUCAGUUUCCUCGGCUCUCUUCGCAUGGCUGUCACCGUGGGGCAUGGAAUCAAACAGUACGGAAUGCACUACACCAUAUGCGGUUUCAGGGACCCAGACAAGGAAGACAUAGUUGGCUACUUAUGGUCGGUGGUGUUCGCCUAUUCCAAGUUCGUGGAAUUGGGCGAUACCUUCUUCAUCGUCCUGCGAAAGAAGAAGCUCAUCUUCUUGCAUUGGUAUCAUCACUCGACCGCCCUCUUGUUUGCAUGGAUCACGUCUAGCCGCGUGGAAAACGUCGGCGCCUACUUUUGUCUGAUGAACUCCCUCGUCCACACGGCCAUGUAUUCGUACUUCCUCGUGACGGCCGUGAAGGUGAAGGUCCCCGCGAAGAGCAUGAUGGCCCUGACCGGCUCGCAGAUCCUCCAGAUGUUCUGCGGUCUUCUCAUCUGUUCUUACAUCCUCGUCCAAAAGAUCUCGGGGGAAUCAUGCAACCUAUCUUAUUUCAGCCUCGCCUUCGGAUUCCUCACCUACUUCACGUUUUUGAUCCUGUUUUUGAAUUUCUUCGUCCACAAGUACCUCCUUUCAGAGAAGUCCGCUAAGAUGCUGGAAUUCAUCAACUCCAAGAAUUAUCUGCCCUGGCUGGCAGUUGUCGUCUACAUCGUCAGCAUCUAUAUCCUGAGUGCAUACAUGAAGAAUCGACCGGCCUUCUCGUUGAGGAAGCUUCUGGUGACCUGGAACGCGUUUUUGGCCCUCUUCAGCCUUGUCGCCACGGUGAGAGUAGGGGUCUCCUUACUCUACUCCACGCAUCAUUUUGGAUUCGGCUAUGCCACCUGUGCCAUCGGGAGGGCGGAAGAAGACCCAAUAGCCCUGAUGUGGACCAUUAUCUUCUCCUUCUCCAAGAUCCUGGAAUUUGGUGACACGUACUUCAUAUUGCUUCGAAAGCAGAAGUUGAUCUUCCUUCAUUGGUACCACCAUGCUUCCGUCCUCCUCUUUACUUGGUAUAACACCGCCAGGGCGGAGGAGGCCGGCGCGUGGUUCAGCGUCAUGAACGGCGGAGUUCACACCAUCAUGUACUUCUACUACUUCCUGAGGGCCUUGAAGAUCUCCGUGCCCCGGGGAUUCAUGAUGUUCAUCACCAUCUCUCAAAUCGCCCAAAUGGUCUUCGGCAUGAUGCUCUGCGGUUACAUCACCUACACGAAAAUGCUCGGUUACCCGUGCAACAUGUCCAACCCGAUCCUGACCUCCGCGGUUUUGAUGUAUUUAAGCUAUUUUGUCCUGUUUGUCGACUUCUUCCGCAAGACCUAUCGAAAGCCUCAGGCCGUUCUGAAACGACGUAAGUCUUCCUCCUGUGACGUUAAAAACAUUAAUGGCAUCCAGGUUAUAAGCCCCGUUAAGCGAUUUGAAAACGGGGACUCAACGAUUAGUCGGAGGAAAUCGUUAACUGGAAUCUCUUAUACUGGAUUCUCCCAAGGGUAG
This is a messenger RNA of Darwinula stevensoni, 1707 nucleotides long. NCBI's taxonomy places the organism in Eukaryota, Metazoa, Arthropoda, Ostracoda, Podocopida, Darwinulidae. The record is from the annotation of a GenBank genome assembly.